ACUCCGCCGAGCGCCAGCGGCUGGGUCGGACGUCGACGGCCAGUGGGACAACUAGCUCUCCGUGCCGGGCCAGGACUUGACGACAGACAGACAUGGAGUUUCCGAAGAGGCUGCACUGCGGCGUCUUGCUGCUGUUCGCGUCCCUCCUGGCGGGCAGCAGCAGCGGCGCCCACGAGUGCGCGCGCGAGUGCGUGGAAGGAGCUCCGCCCAUGACCUGCCGCUACACCUUCGCCGUGGAGUGGUACGUGACCAUGAGCAAGGCCUGCUACGACUGCCGCACCAACGUCAGCGACUGCUUCCGGCCCGACUGCGUGCCGGCCGACGGAUACAGCCGCCCCGUGGUCGUCGUCAACCGCCAGAUGCCUGGCCCCACCAUCGAGGUGUGCCAGGGAGACUACGUGGUCGUGGACGUGGAGAACCACAUGAUGGAGGAGAGCACCACGAUUCACUGGCAUGGGCAUCACCAGCGAGGCACGCCCUACAUGGAUGGCGUGCCCUACGUCACGCAGUGCCCAAUCCCGCCCAAGUCCGCCUUCCGCUACCAGUACUACGCCACCACGAGCGGCACGCACUUCUGGCACUCGCACUCCGGCUGCCAGAGGGCGGACGGCGCGUUCGGCGGCUUCGUGGUGCGCGUGCCCAAGUCCUGGGACCCGCACACCGCCCUCUACGACCGCGACUUGCCGGAGCACCUGGUGCAGAUACUGGACUGGGUGCCUGAGAUGGGAGUGCACAAGUUCGUUGACCACCACCACGGCCUCGAAGACAACAAGCCUCGCAACAUCCUCGUCAACGGCCUGGGCAGGAACGUGUCGCUGCCGGCCGUGCUGGAGGACCCGUGGGGCGUGGACGACACCAGCCAGCCCACCGCCACCUUCGUCGUCCAACAGGGUUUACGUUACCGGUUCCGACUGAUCAACGCAGGGUUUCUGAACGUGCCCAUCCAGAUGUCUGUGGACAAUCACACCAUGACUGUCAUCAGCAGCGACGGGAUGGACAUCGAGCCAGUUGAAGUGGACUCGCUGGUGAGCUACGUGGGCGAGCGGUUCGACGUGGUGCUGACGGCCAACCAGAGCGUGGGCAGCUACUGGGUGCGCUUCCGCGGCCUCAUGGACGGCGACGAGCGCUUCACGAGCGUGCACCAGGUGGCGAUCCUGCGCUACGAGGGCGCCCCUCUGGAGGACCCGCCCGGCGACGUGGGCUACGACGAGGCGCGCCGCGACGGCCUGGUGCUGAACGAGCUGAACGUGGGCACCGAGGGCAGUGAUGGGACCGUCUCCAUGCCCGAGCUGACCUCCCUCCAGCCGGACGACGAGAGCCUCAAGCCCGAGGCAGACUUCACCUUCUACCUCGCCUACGACUUCUACCCCGUCGACAACCCGCACUUCUUCCACACGCCCUACUAUGGCUUCGGGGAUGCGGGCAGCCACACGUACACGCCCCAGUUCAACCACAUCUCCAUGAAGCUCCCUCCGUUCCCGCUGCUGUCCCAGCGCGACCUCCUGGCGCCCGACAUGUUCUGCAACUCGUCCACCGUCGGCAACUGCACGGCCGAGUUCUGCGAGUGCCUGCACGUGCUGGCCGUGCCGCUGGGCGCCGUCGUCGAGCUCAUCUUCGUCGACGAGGGGGUGCCGUACGACGCCAACCACCCGUUCCACCUGCACGGGCAUGCGUUCCGCGUGGUGGCCAUGGAGCGGCUGGGCAACUCCACCACCGUGGACGAGGUGAAGGCACUGGAUGCGGCGGGGCUGCUACACCGCAACCUGCACCGGGCACCGUACAAGGACACCGUCACCGUUCCCGACGGCGGCUACACGGCCGUGCGCCUGCACGCCACCAACCCAGGUUACUGGCUGCUGCACUGCCACAUCGAGUUCCACGUGGAGAUCGGCAUGGCGGUGGUGCUGAAGGUCGGCGAGGACUCGGACAUGGAGCCCGUGCCGCGGGACUUCCCGCGCUGCAACAGCUGGCUGCCGGACCGUGAGGACCUGGACGACGCGCCGACGAGUGCUCCCACUACCGCUGACGCCGUGUUAAAUUACUCGGAGGGCUACGACGGCGACGAGGUGCCGUCCAUCGUGUCGCUGACCCACUGGCUGCCGGCGCUCGUCAGCCCGCCCGCCCCGGGCACGGCGUCCUCCGGUCGGCCGCAGCUCGGCCUGCUGUGCGCGGCGGCGCUGGCCUGGCUGCUGCGGUGAACAGCACAACUGCCAUAUCACGUGGCAUGUCUUCAACUUGCAAAGAAAUCGAUUAUCGACAAUUACUGAUAAGUGCCUAAAACGUUUUGUAUUCGGGAAAAAAAAAGAAACCUUUUUUUAUGUGUAACGUCAUAACUUUCGGUAUACAGUAUUUAGUAGAAGUAAUUUCGUGAUUGGAACCAAAGUUGCAUGGUGCCAAUUUCACAGAGCCAAAGGGAAACUUUAUAGUGUUAACAUUGUAAUUAAUUUUAACAAGAUAAGCAGUAUUUAAAAAAACUUUUUUUCGGAGCUGUUUCAUUAUAUUAUGCAAUGGCUUUUUUUCGAACUCCAAUGGGCUAUAAAAAAAUAUUGAUUCGAUAGUCGACAUAGCUGCUCCGGAAGCGAAUUCUAGCAUUGGAUAUGAAAACUAUGUGUGAUUUGUUCCAGAUAUGUAUUUGAAAAUACAAUUUGCAUAUACAUACUUGUUAAGUUCGGCAGUAUUUCAAAUAAUUUUAUGUUAAAUUUCGUGUCCGAGUUUCGUAUCAUAAAUUUGCUUGCAACAUGUUAACACAUGGAUUUGCUCGUUACCUAGGUUAGAUGUUACACAUCUCUAACUAGUACUGAAAGACUCACAAUUUAUUUUUUUACUUUGAACUCACAGUCAUUCCGAAAAGAUUCUAAAUAUGCCUCUGUGGUGAUGAUUGGCUUGUUCUAGGUCCACAAGAAUCAAGCUGGGUUUACGAUUGAUUUCCUUAAGAAUUAUAACUUAAUAUCGAGCACACGAUUAAGUCAAAACUACAUUUUCCAUUUAUGAUUGACAUAGAAGUCGUUAAUUCUAACCAAUCACAGCACAAAACACAUGGUCGGCCAUUGUUCGAAAUGGAGAAGUAGGUUUGAAAUAGGUUAUUGACAAAUGGGAUAUCUAUUUUUCGAAAUGGAUGAAGAUUACAAAUGACAAAUAUACGAAUUCUAACCCAAAAUACUGCCUCGCUCGGUCCAAUAAUAAGACAUAAACUUCCGGUUGAAAAGUUCCGGUUUGUUGUGAUUGGUCGCUUCCCUUAAGUCUUAAGGAAAAAUAUAAAAUAUAACCAUUUCUGUUAAGUCUUAAGUCAUCAUAUGGUUCGCACACGACCCGUCAAAAUUCACACACGACAAUCAUAAACCAUUCCACUUGUUUACAUAGAGUCAUAUGGUAAGUACACAACUACCUAUGUCUUAAGUCUUAAUUCUUAAUUUUCAAUCGUAAACCCACCUUCAGUGUGCUAAGGUUAUGCUGGCGUGUGCAUUAAAUACCAUGUCGCCCCUAUGCAUAAACAAGGAACAACUUUUAGCGGCGACCUCAUCAUUUUCACAGCAUAGUGAUAAACAUUAAAGUUCAGAGCAAAUCCUGAGUAGCUUUCAAGAUUCUAUAAGCAAGAUAUUUAUUUUCCACCAGAAAACUGUCAUGAAAACACUUGUUUUAGAUGAUUUACCUCACCUUAAAAUACGAGUUAGGGACGGAACAUAGCAACAAUUAUAGAAUCCUGAUUGAAAUCUCAGGGAUUUUGAGGGUUGUUUUUUUUAGUUGGUGUCACGCUGGUGUGUAAAGGGCGCAGGUCUGCUGGAGUACCAAAUGCAAAACAAACAUGUGAUAUCGUACACAUUGUAUAAUUGGCAGUUCUGUCAGUAGUUGGAGACAACAUGGGGGGAAAUGCGAUAACGACGAAAGCCAAGUCAACUUCGUCAUUUGGGUAACGUUUAGGUGUAUUAGAUGAAAAAAAAAUUAUUUUCCUUUGGGAGUGUAGGUUUUAGCACAUCUAGAUGAUAUUAGUUAAAAUGAAUUAUCUUAAAAAUUGUGUGUGUGUUUAUUUGUUUUUAAAUUCCGGCUACGAAGUUGCACGAGCGAGGGCAAAAUUCGAGUAUGUUCGGAACAGUGCGGGCGUCAGACUUAAUUUCCAAUGAAUCUGAGGCUUUCCUGCAAGCUUGAAGCAAGAAGCGAACAGGGGUCAGAUACCACCAGCAUGUUUGAGGGCUCACAUGAGAAUCGUUACCAAAUGUACAUAUCUUCAAGGUUCUACAUUUGAAUGCAUUCCAGGAAGUGUUAUGUUAUAAUACAAUUAAGUUUACUUGUUAGGAAAGCUACUAAUAUAAACUACAAUAUAUUUUUUUCCAGCAUCUGAUUGCUGGGUUUUAUUUUUUUCCAAAACAAUUUGAGGUUUAAAUAUAAUAAUUCCAUCACAAACAACUCAGGACUAUCACGAGGGUAGUGCAAUUAUUGGCUAAGUGCCUUAAGAGAACUUGUUAAAUCUUAACUAUCCAGAGGUUACUAUUUUUAUAUGUGAAGAAUUCUGCGUUUUUAGUCGCAGUCUGUAAAUAUCCUACUGUGUACAAAUAUAUGUAAAAUAACUGCUAACAAAUAGAAUUCACAAAUGGAAUUAAUACAUUGUGAAGUAGUAUGUGUACAAAAGUAAACAAAAGUAACAGGCCAGUGACAUUAUUUUAGCCAGCACUGUUGUUAAGUACUGAUGACAUACCUAUCAUAGUAUUUUGAACUAAUAAAAUAGACUGUACCUGCCAUCUGUGAUAUUAGAUUAAGUAUAAACACUGUAUAUUAUAUAAAUAUAUGCCUACAUCUAAUUCCUAAUUAAAAGCCUAUUUCAAAAAUAUUGUACUUAAGCUUUCUUUUGUUGUAUAGCCUAUAGUUAUGUGUAAAUUAUAUAUUUGGGAAAAUGUUUUUAUCUUCGUUGUAUAUAGUUGUAUGUGUAAAUUAUAUAUUUGGGAAAAUGUUUUUAUCUUCGUUGUAUAUAGUUAUAUAUGUAAAUUAUACAAUUGGGAAAAUGUUUUUAUCUAUAAGUAAAUUCGAUAAUGAAUGUUAUGAGUGUUCCUUUGUCUUAAACUUAUUAUUUUAUAGUUCCUCCCCAAUACUUUUACUUGCAAGUUCUGAUCCUCAUUGGCAUAGCUGAUGUAACAUUAAUUAAAAUAAAAGUAUUUCGUAGAAACAAAAA
Bacillus rossius redtenbacheri is the source of this 5161-nucleotide messenger RNA. RefSeq lists its product as uncharacterized. Gene Ontology annotation, molecular function: oxidoreductase activity; copper ion binding. NCBI's taxonomy places the organism in Eukaryota, Metazoa, Arthropoda, Insecta, Phasmatodea, Bacillidae. The coding region runs from base 93 to 2198 and encodes 701 amino acids. The transcript has 11 exons. The record is from RefSeq and is a predicted model, not a curated record.